AGGCGACGUGCAUACCUUUUCGAUGAAGGAAAGAGAGGCGUUAUAACUCUUCAUUGAACGAAGCCAACCAGCUUACAGCUUUGUCACUUGCUUGUAGCAAAAGAGCUCGCUUUUAAAGGCACAGACAAACAAUCGUAUUAAUAUUGGGAAGAAGCACCGGGGAUCAUGCAUUAAAAUAUAUAGAGUUGACUUUUUUUACAAAUAAAAUCGCCAUAUUGCAAAACAAAUUUUAAGUGUUUUUCAUAAGUUUCAGUUUACAGACACGACUAGUGAACCAAAAACACAAAUACAAAAAAAUCUUCUGGCGAUGGCUUCCAAACUCCUUCGUGCUGUCAUCCUUGGUCCGCCUGGCUCUGGAAAGGGAACUAUCUCUCAGCGCAUAGCUAAGUGCUUUGGCCUUAAACAUCUGUCCAGCGGAGAUUUUUUGAGGGAGAACAUCAAGCGAAGCAGUGAGUUUGGAGUUUUGGCAAAGCAGUAUAUAGAAAAGGGUCUUUUGGUCCCAGACCAGAUAAUUACCCGGGUAGUGUUGACAGAGCUUGAAAAGAUGAGAAACCAGAGCUGGUUACUUGAUGGCUUUCCUCGGACCAUGGCACAAGCAGAGGCAUUGCACGGUAUUAGUGAUGUUGACUUAGUGAUAGCACUGAAUAUUCCAUUUGAAACACUGAAGGAGCGGCUUAGUACACGCUGGAUUCACCCACCUAGUGGAAGAGUAUACAACAUGGAGUUCAAUCCUCCUCAUGUACAUGGAAUUGAUGAUAUCACUGGUGAACCAUUAAUCCACCAGGAAGAUGAUGAACCUGAUAAUGUUGCAGCAAGACUAAGGCAGUACAAGGAUUUUGCCAAACCUGUAAUUGAAUUCUAUAAGGAUAGAGGUAUCCUUCAUUCAUAUUCGGACACAGAAACUAACAGAAUUUGGCCAUAUAUUUACAGCCUCCUCAGUUCAAGGAUCACUGCAGUGCAUCCAGAUACUGCACCUGAAUCUCUUCAGAGUCAGAAACAGUAAAUGUUCCUCUGACAUUGUCACUGGAUUUGAUUUGCACAGCUGUUGGCAUGUCAGAACAAAAUUAUCACCUGUUUAAACUGUAAACAUGGGCCAAAGAACAGGAUAUGAAAAACAAGUGUUUUUUUCUGAGUGACUUUCUCUUGUACUAUGCUGAAAUGACUGGAUUCUAAGAGACAAAAGAUCACAAGUGGAUAUUGUAAUAUACAAGUUGUGUUUCUGUAUUGAUCAUGUCAAGUUUUCUAGAAGUAAGAGAAUAACAUUGUUGGGGAUAAGAUUAUUGCUUCCAUUUAAGAGACUGAAGUAUUUUUUACUGGAUCUUGCUGAGUAACCCUCACAGGUAAAGUAAUAUGAGCAGUGUUUGGGAAACAAAUUAAGAAGAUGCCCAAGAGAAAAGAAAAGCAGUACAACACUAUAAUAUAUUUAGUGUGACUUGUACAUUGGAACAUUUUAAUUACUGGUACUGUAAGUUAUUGUAAACUUUCUUACACUCCACAUAAAAUGAAUAGCAGUACUCAUGUUUACUAUCAGUGAGAAAAUCAUGCCUGUGUUGUAUGAGAAGUGCAGUCAUACCAUAGGAAGGAAUCGGUACAUUUCAAGCUCUACACCAUUGUGAAUUUACUGUGGUUUAUGAAUUCUUACAACUGUGAUGUGGUAUUUGUUGCUAAUUUUAGGUCAUUGUUUUGAUAACAGACUCGUUGUUUGCAUUCAUAAACUAUUUUCUACAGGUCAGUAGGAUACAGAAUAAGUUUCAUUGUUAGUGAGAGGGAUCAUUUAUUUUGAGGAAAAAGAAUAGCACUUUUAUACAACAUUCGAUAUGCUGCUAAGUAUUAUCCCCUGAAGACAUUGGGCAACAUAUAUAACUGCUGUGAUAAACUAAGUGGCCAUGCAGACAUGUAGAUACAGAAAUCAUUGGUAGGGAAGGACCAUUUGUCCUACCUCACUCUCCAACUUGCACAUUAAAAGGAUUUGCUGCAGUCUGUUGUUAACCACACUAGUUAAGCUUGCUUUACAUUCAUCUUGGCCUCUGCAUUCUGGAAUUUUGCCAUUUAUCUUGCUCAAGCCCAAAAAUACUGUUGGGUUUCAUGCAGAACUCAUUAUUUCCAACGGAAUAUUAAGACAGAAAAGCCUUAAACCUGGAUAUUUGCCAUCUUGUAUGGCUGUAUGUACUAGUAUUUACUGUACAGCACAUUCCUUCACCUUUUACCCCUUGAUUUUCUAAAUGCAUUGCCAAUUACUGGCAGUAUGCCAUUCAGUACUUUCCUUGACAUUACAUAAUGCAUCACUGGGUUGGCCCUGCAUGUACAGGAGGUAGCUGCAUGGAAGCUUCAUGCUAAUGGUAGGCAAUGAGGGACAGUUAAUUCACUCUGCUGGUGUUGCCAAAUAGUGGCUGUACUGUAAACACUCUGCAUUUCUUCUUAGCCCCUCCCACUUCUAGAGGAUCAUAUGCAGUUGGCAUAGCAACAGCACUUGCAUUCUGUUGUUUAUGUAAUCAAGUGGCUGUCUUGAAGCAGUGUGAGUUCAUUGCAUCAUUAAGGUGACAUCUUCUAGAAAACCUUACGUCUUCAUUCCAUUUAGCCAAUGUUUAAAACAGCUUUUCAGCCCACCAUGAACCAUAAGCAAUUUCUAGUAAUUUCCUAAAACCAUGGGCAGGGCAGGUGAAAAACAUACAUACUAAUGAUAGUGUCAACAAUGGAAUGCAUUGAAAUUCAACGAAGCACUUACUGUCAUGCAGAAGAUGAAAGGCUACCUGCCAUUUGCUGAACAGUAGAGAGCAGGUAACCAUCAUCUUGGUUUGGUCAUGCAAAAGGAUUUAGAAGUGAAACAAAAUUAUUAGACUGUGUUCCUGUUUUUCUGUGUGUGUACAUGUUUGUAUAUGUAUUUCACAAGUUUUCCUGUAUCCCAUGCCUUCAGCAGACCUAAAAUGAUUUGGCCUUUUGAAUAUUCUAGAAGCAUUUUAAGCCUAAUGUAGAUUCUGCUAUCGAUCCUUUGUCAAUAGCUUUACCUCUCAUUUAUCUAAAUAUGUUAGCCAAUGAAUAUUUGAUCAUUUUGCACACAUGCAGAGUAGAACAGACAGUAAUUCACAAACCAAAGAGCAAUUCUGAAAAGAGCUGCAUUCUUUAUUUCUCAGAAAAAGAUGUUAUUUUUACCAGUUCCAACAGUUGCAAACACACUAAGGAGAUCAUUAUUUAUGGGUGAAUGAAUGGUUUAAUUAGUUGUAGUACGAUAAAAGGCUUGGCAUCCAUUUGUUUAGCUAAUAAAUAUCAUGAAAAUGCUUUUGUCUUGCAUACUUGCAUUUUUACUAAGCAUUAGGUAUCUACUAGUUAUCUAAAGACCUUAUUAAGUGAUCUGUUAAAUUAAAAUAUAAUUUGUGCACUCAAUAGCCAAAUUAAAGACAAUAUUUUUGCCAGCAAAUGAUACUGCUACUGCUGCCAUAACCACAUGGCAGGUGAGAAGCAGUUUAAGGUGUCAGGCCAAGCACUGCUAAAAGUUGUGGUAGUUUUGCAGUCAGGGACACAUACAUUUCAUAUCCCUUCCUGACAAAUGCCUUACCCAUCUUUUCAGAGUCUGAUUAUUUCCCUGUCUCCUCAUCCUUUCUUGGUAUCUCACCAGCCAUAAGAAGGUGUCAAAUAUAAUCCAGUUUGGGUAUGCUAAUUUAAGCACAGAUUUAAGUGAUGUGAUGAAAUGUUAUAUGUAACAUGGUACUGAAUUUUUGAUAAAUGGUUUUGGUUCAAUUGAACAUACUAUUCAAAAUAUGUAUCUAUGUUCACACUUGUGCUACAAAUGUGAUAUUCAUUCUCAACACACUUACCUUUUGUGAGCAACGCUGUGACUGUGUGUGUUAACAUGUAAUACUAUUAAUGCAUACAGGUUUUGGAAUGUUCAAGUGGCGCAGAUGCAUCACCAGUAUUGUAAUAUUUGUACCACAGCAUUAAAAGAACUGUUAGAACCUUU
This is a messenger RNA of Protopterus annectens (West African lungfish), 3955 nucleotides long. RefSeq names its product adenylate kinase 4 (gene AK4). Gene Ontology annotation, biological process: nucleobase-containing compound metabolic process. Lineage: Eukaryota; Metazoa; Chordata; Ceratodontiformes; Protopteridae. The record is from RefSeq and is a predicted model, not a curated record. The transcript has 6 exons. Gene Ontology annotation, cellular component: cytoplasm; mitochondrion. Gene Ontology annotation, molecular function: ATP binding; AMP kinase activity; nucleoside diphosphate kinase activity. The coding region runs from base 308 to 1003 and encodes 231 amino acids.